Messenger RNA from Linum tenue, 2863 nucleotides. The record is from the annotation of a GenBank genome assembly. NCBI's taxonomy places the organism in Eukaryota, Viridiplantae, Streptophyta, Magnoliopsida, Malpighiales, Linaceae.
AUAAAUCUGCGAAAACGGCAGCGCGACCAGAAUUUGGCAGCUCCUUCGCUUCCCCUCCGAUCUGAUCUUCGAUCUUCCUCUUCGCGACCACAACUAACACUACCCAGUAACUCAACUCCGAUGGCGGAUACAAUUCCCUCUCAAACGCCGCCGAGAUCCGCCACGGACCUCUUCUCCGAGCCGCUAGAUGGCCACCCACUCUGGUUCAAGCCCAACCUCUUCCUCUCCCCUAACUUCGACUCCGAAUCCUACAUCUCUGAGCUCCGUACCUUUGUUCCCUUCGACAACCUUCGCUCCGAGCUUCAGAGCCACUUGGCUUCCCUCAACCACGAGCUCAUCGACUUAAUCAACCGCGACUACGCCGAUUUCGUCAACCUCAGCACCAAGCUUGUCGAUGUAGACGCCGCCGUGGUCCGGAUGCGGGCUCCGCUUUUGGAGCUCCGGGAAAAAAUCGAGGGGUUCAGGGGCAGCGUCGAAGGCUCUCUUGUUUCUCUCAGAAAUGGAUUGAAGCAGAGAUCCGAAGCUGCUGCCGCUCGAGAGGUCUUGGAACUGCUCUUGGACACCUUCCAUGUUGUUUCCAAGGUUGAGAAACUUAUAAAGGAGCUACCAAGCGUUCCUGCUGAUUUGUCCAAUGGAGAUGCUAAUCUGAUUGGGAAGAAUGCUUUGAGCAAUGGCAAUUAUGUGCCGCCAACUGAGAACGGGGCGAAUCUUAGAGAAACUCAAAGCAUGCUUCUGGAGAGAAUUGCUAGCGAGAUGAAUCGGCUGAAGUUCUAUAUUGCUCACGCACAGAAUCUUCCUUUCAUUGAUAACAUGGAGAAGAGGAUUCAAAGUGCAAGUCAGUUACUGGAUGCCAGUUUAGGACACUGUUUUGUGAAUGGGCUGGAAAAUCAUGAUGACAAUGCCAUUUACAAUUGUUUACGCGCAUAUGCUGCCAUUGACAACACCAAAAGUGCGGAAGAGAUUUUCCGCACCACAAUCGUAGCUCCUCUAAUGCAUAAAAUUAUUCCACAUGAACCUUCAGCUGGGGGUGCAGGGGUUUCAUCAGUUAUUCUUGAAACUGAUUAUCUGCAGAUCAAGCAAUGCAUCCAGAAAAACUGUAAAUUCCUCCUAGAUAUUGCUUCUGAAGGUAUAUCGUGCUUACCUUUUGUGAAACUAGUUGUUUGAGUUGCCUUAAAAAGACAGAAAACAGUUAUGAGGUAGCUUUGUCAUUUGAUGAUCCAUCUAGAUGCUUGCAUGUCAAACAUCAUCUAACUUUCCAUGAGAUUAUUGUUUGUCAUGUUCAUCCGUGUACUUGGUUAGGUGUAACUAGAAUAUGGGUUUUACUAAUUUUUUCUGUUGUUCCCUUGUUGUUACUUGGGGAUGGGUUGGCUAUCCAUAGAAAAUUCCGGGUUGCACGUUUUCAACUUCCUCUCCAACUCCAUUCUGAAAGAAGUCCUCUCCUCAAUUCAAAAGGGAAAGCCUGGUGCCUUCUCACCUGGUCGACCGUUGGAAUUCCUUAGAAAUUACAAAUCAAGCUUAGAUUUCUUGGCAUAUCUCGAAGGCUAUUGUCCAUCCAGAUCUGCUGUUACAAAAUUCAGAGCAGAACCAGUAUACGUAGAAUUCAUGAAGCUAUGGAACGUUGGAGUUUAUUUUUCCUUAAGAUUUCAGGAGAUAGCUGGUGGUCUAGAGACUGCUCUUGCAGCAACCAGCCUUGUCCCUGUGCAACAGAAGUUUUUGUCUGAUGAUAAUAUUUCCCCACCAUUAACAUUAAAACAGAGUGCUACUCUUCUAGAGAGCCUGAGAUCUUGCUGGAGAGAAGAUGUUCUUAUCAUUUCUUGCUCUGACAAAUUCCUUCGCUUAACCUUGCAGCUUCUGUCAAGAUAUUCGAAUUGGCUGUCAUCUGGACUUGCUGCUCGGGAAACUGGCAGUACAGGCUCAACGCCUGGAUGCGAAUGGGCAAUUUCAGCCGCUCUUGAUGAUUUCAUUUAUAUCAUUCACGACAUUAAGAAUCUUUCCGCAGAAGUCUGCGGGAACUACCUCGAGCAUGUAGUGGAACUUUUAUCCUCGUGUUCCUCGGACUUCAUUGACCUAAUAAGACAAAGCAUUCUUCAAGGUGGAAGGUCUCUGAAUGAUUUAUCACUACCAGUCAUGAAGGCUGUUAUAGACACCCUGAAGGACAAGGCUGAAGAGGACUUGAAACAAUUGAAGGGGAUAACUGCGACAUACAGGAUGACAAACAAGCCUCUUCCUGUGAGACAUUCGCCCUAUGUGUCUGGGCUAUUGCGUCCAGUAAAGGCUUUUCUGGAGGGGGAGCGUGCUACGACUUACCUGACCGAGGAAGUCAGGAAAGAGUUACUUCUCGGUACCGCAAUCGCAAUAACUGAUUGCUAUAGCAAAUUAGCUACUGAGCUCGUUAGUCUGGCAAGGAAAACGGAGUCUUCACUCCAGAAAAUUCGGCAGGGAGCCCAGCGUCGUGCUGGAACGAGCUCUGAUGUGUCGGACCACAGCAUAUCAGACACGGACAAAAUGUGCAUGCAAUUGUUCCUUGACAUCCAGGAAUAUGGACGAAACCUUGCUGCCCUUGGCGUUGAUGCAGCCAACAUCCCAUCAUAUCGCUCCUUGUGGCAAUGUGUUGCUCCCUCCGAUCGGCAAAACGUGAUUAGCUUGUGAUUCUUGCUUCGCCCUAACAAAGCAGCAGCUUCAGCUUGUAGAUGUAGUACUAGUAGUUUUCAAUACCUUCACCCUUUUUGUCCCAUACAUAUAUAUGUUUUUUGACAAGUACUAUUUUAUUAUUAUUAUUAUACAGCCCCUAUUGAUUGUACUUCUCUAUUACUAUUACUAUUUUAUUAUUAUUAUAUGUUAUAGUUCAAUUUGUUUAGCUCCA